Neofelis nebulosa (Clouded leopard) is the source of this 2753-nucleotide messenger RNA. It is a transcript of the gene NEXN, whose product is annotated as nexilin F-actin binding protein. NCBI's taxonomy places the organism in Eukaryota, Metazoa, Chordata, Mammalia, Carnivora, Felidae. Bases 309 to 2336 code for a protein of 675 amino acids. The transcript has 13 exons. The record is from RefSeq and is a predicted model, not a curated record. Gene Ontology annotation, biological process: mitochondrial fusion.
UGGGGGAACUGGCCUGGUGUUCUGGAACAGCUGCAGCCGGCGCUGGGCCCGCCUGGAAUGCGGGAACAGGCUGCGCACCAGGACUUUUAUGGAAACUUGCUGCUGGAGGCGGCGGCGGCGGCCAGAGGGCUCCCAGCGGCCGGAGCGGCGGCGGCAGCGGCCGGAGCGCCCAGACCCCUACCCGCACCCAGGCGCAGGACGCGCACAGCCUCUCCGCGCGCGAGGAGGACACUCGCUGCUCGUCGGCUCCGGGCGGGUGCAAAAAUAUACAAAGCUCCAUAAUCACCCUGAGACCACAUAGAGCAAACAUGAAUGAUAUUUCCCAAAAGGCUGAGAUUCUGCUUUCUUCAUCUAAACCUGUCCCAAAAACCUAUGUGCCAAAACUUGGCAAGGGUGAUGUAAAGGAUAAGUUUGAAGCCAUGCAGAGAGCCAGGGAAGAAAGAAAUCAAAGGAGAUCUAGAGAUGAAAAGCAAAGAAGAAAAGAACAAUAUAUUAGAGAGAGAGAAUGGAACAGGAGAAAGCAGGAGAUUAAAGAAAUGCUUGCUUCUGAUGAUGAGGAAGAGGCAUCUUCUAAAGUAGAAAAGGCUUAUGUCCCAAAGCUAACAGGAACUGUUAAAGGUAGAUUUGCUGAAAUGGAGAAACAAAGACAAGAAGAACAAAGAAAGAGGACAGAGGAGGAACGAAGACGCAGAAUUGAGCAGGAUAUGUUAGAGAAGAGGAAGAUACAACGUGAAUUAGCAAAAAGGGCUGAGCAGAUUGAGGACAUAAACAAUACGGGAACUGAAUCAGCAUCAGAGGAAGGAGAUGAUUCACUACUUGUAACAGUGGUACCUGUCAGAUCACACAAAACUUCUGGAAAGAUAAAGAAUUUCGAGGAUCUAGAAAAAGAACGAGAAGAAAAAGAAAGGGUCAAGUAUGAAGAAGAUAAAAGAAUAAGAUAUGAAGAACAACGGCGAUCUCUCAAGGAAGCAAAGUGUCUUUCCUUGGUCAUGGAUGAUGAACUAGAAAGCGAGGCAAGAAAAGACUCCAUUUCUCCUGGAAAAUUGAAACUAACUUUUGAAGAAUUGGAAAGACAAAGACAAGAAAACCGAAGGAAGCAAGCUGAGGAGGAAGCACGACAACGUUUAGAAGAAGAGAAGCGUGCUUUUGAAGAAGCAAGGCGGCAAAUGGUAAAUGAAGAGGAGGAAAACCAAGACACAGAAAAAAUUUUAAAAGGGUACCGCCCUGGUAAACUCAAACUCAGCUUUGAAGAAAUAGAAAGACAAAGGAGAGAAGAUGAAAAAAAGAAAGCAGAAGAAGAAGCCAGAAGGAGAAUAGAGGAAGAAAAGAAGGCAUUUGCUGAAGCAAGGAGAAGCAUGGUAGUAGAUGAUGACUUCCCAGAGAUGUAUAAAACAAUUUCUCAAGAAUCUCUUACACCGGGAAAACUGGAAAUUAAUUUUGAAGAAUUAUUAAAACAAAAAAUGGAAGAAGAAAAACGACGAACGGAGGAAGAAAGGAAGCAUAAGCUAGAGAUGGAAAAACAGGAAUUUGAACAACUGAGACAAGAAAUGGGAGAGGAAGAGGAAGAACAUGAAACCUUUGAACUGAGUAGGGAAUAUGAAGAAUUAAUAAAAUUGAAAAGAAGUGGCUCUAUUCAAGCUAAAAAUUUAAAAAGCAAGUUUGAAAAAAUUGGACAACUGUCUGAAAAAGAAAUCCAGAAAAAGAUAGAAGAAGAACGAGCAAAAAGGAGAGCAAUUGACCUUGAAAUUAAAGAGCGAGAAGCAGAAAACUUUCAUGAGGAAGAAGAUGUUGAUGUCAAGCCUGCAAAAAAAAGUGAGGCUCCAUUUACUCAUAAAGUGAAUAUGAAAGCUAGAUUUGAACAAAUGGCUAAGGCAAGAGAAGAAGAGGAACAAAGAAGAAUUGAAGAACAAAAGUUACUGCGCAUGCAGUUUGAACAAAAGGAAAUUGAUGCAGCACUACAAAAGAAAAGAGAAGAGGAGGAGGAAGAAGAAGGUGGUAGCAUCAUGAAUGGUUCCACUAUUGAAGAUGAGGAGCAAACGAGAUCAGGAGCUCCAUGGUUCAAGAGGCCUCUAAAAAACACAUCAGUUGUAGACAGUGAGCCAGUUAGAUUUACUGUUAAAGUAACAGGAGAACCCAAACCAGAAAUUACAUGGUGGUUUGAAGGAGAAAUACUGCAAGAUGGAGAAGACUAUCAAUAUAUUGAAAGAGGAGAAACUUACUGCCUUUAUUUACCAGAAACUUUCCCAGAAGAUGAAGGAGAAUAUAUGUGUAAAGCGGUCAACAACAAAGGCUCUGCAGCUAGUACCUGUAUUCUUACAAUUGAAAGUAAGAAUUAAUCAUUUUUAAUCUAGAACUUUUAUUGUAUUUAAAUUUUUUCUUCCUUUAAAAAAUCACUUUUCUUCUUCUCUUUUUUAGCUGACGACUACUAGCUCCCCUUCCCUCUCCCUGCCCCCUCCCAGCCCCCCCCCCCCCUCCGAAUUUCUUACUACAUCCAUGUUUUCUGUGGCGGGGCCAAAAAUGGAAACCAGAAGUGCCACUAUAUUGACUUUUUAUUCCUUUUCCUAACAGUCUUCAAAACACAAGCUCAUCUAAAGAAUACCUUCUUCCUAUCCAAAUCAUCACCAGAUUUGUCACCAUAUUGUGAAGUUAAUGUGUAUUUAAUGGGGUAGAGUGGAAAAGUUACUCAAUUAUUCUAAGCUUAUAGCAAUUACGUUUUAAAGAUCACAAAUAAAACAUUAUUUUGCAUGAAAAAA